Molecule: messenger RNA, 2220 nt
Organism: Penicillium coprophilum
Lineage: Eukaryota; Fungi; Ascomycota; Eurotiomycetes; Eurotiales; Aspergillaceae
Product: RING finger and CHY zinc finger domain-containing protein
Exons: 3
Coding region: 1-2220 (739 amino acids)
Biological process (GO): ubiquitin-dependent protein catabolic process; protein ubiquitination
Cellular component (GO): nucleus
Molecular function (GO): ubiquitin protein ligase activity; zinc ion binding
Source: RefSeq, a predicted model, not a curated record
AUGAGUGGUUUCAUUUCAUCGCUACUAAUCCAAAUUGGAAUACGAUCCCCCUUGCCCUCGCCAAGCAGCCAGCCAAAUGACGACCAAGCGAAAGUACACCUGAACGAACCGACAAACCCUUUGAGUGCCAGUGAAGACCAUAAAUUUGCUGUUCAACCGGACCAAGAUCACAGACAGGAUUCGAACUGCGGAGAUGCGGGUGCGGGGUCCCUGCAUAGCCCUCCUUUCUUCACAACCCUACCUAAAGAGAUGGAUGGCCGAAACUUGCAACCGGAGGGCACUCGAUCAGUGACCCACAAUACACUCGGAGCAAUCGAAAAUGUAGCUGCGGCCACGGACGGCCCAUUUGAUCCCACACAUGAAAUCGACAUCACCGUACAGCUGGACAGUCCAGGAAAUCCACAAGCUUCACACCCCAGCGAGGCACCGAACUCGCACACUGAGUCACAAUAUUCUGCUUCGGCUAUAGCAAUUGGCGAGCCUCGGCGAUCUUUGGGCGAUGCCUUUGAACCAGAGGGACAGGCUCCGUCUUCGCUUCCAGCGGAUGAUGGGAUGGGAGUUCUAAGAAGCAAGAUCAUCGCAAUCAGGGAGCUGGGACUGACCAGUGGUGAAAAGGCGCGAAUGGUUCACGGUCUGAUGACGGAAGGUUACAACUCGUCCCGUGAGCUUUCAAGUACCCCCGGUCCGGGGAUAUUAUCAACUCCAUCGAGCCCACGAAGCUUGGGCCUGCCAACAAGCCCGAGGGCCCCUCGAUCAUUGGAGAUCGCCAAUUCUAGACCCAGUUCCACAUACUCCGGAUUAGUUCCUCUCGAUGAGAGUAUGUUCAAUCUCAUGCCGGAAGAUCUCCAGCCCACUUUCGUACCCAAAGCAGAAGAAACAGAAUCAGCAGAACUCGAGACUGGGGAUGAAGACUGUGACACAGAAGAACAAGAUGAGGCUAUUCUAGGAUGUGUGCAUUACCAGCGCAAUGUCAAACUUGAGUGCUACGCUUGCAAAAAAUGGUACACUUGCCGCUUCUGCCAUGACGAAGUGGAGGACCACUCUCUCGUUCGUCGAGAUACCGAGAACAUGAUUUGUAUGCUAUGCGGUCAUGCGCAGCCCGCAGCGCAGAACUGCCGACGGUGCAGCGAACAAACUGCGCAGUAUUACUGCGAGAUUUGCAAGCUCUGGGAUAACGACAGCAAAAAGAGCAUAUAUCAUUGCAGCGAUUGCGGUAUAUGUCGAAUUGGACAGGGACUGGGCAAGGAUUUCUUCCAUUGUCAGACAUGCUCCGUUUGUCUUCCUAUGUGUAUUGAGAACACCCAUCGUUGCAUUGAACGAUCCACCCAAUGUGACUGUCCCAUAUGUGGCGACUACAUGUUCACUUCUCCAGAAACAGUCGUCGUCAUGCGGUGUGGCCACAGCAUACACCACAAGUGUCUCUCAGAGUACUCCCAAAGUUCCUUCCGCUGUCCCAUUUGUAGCAAGACCAUCACCAACAUGGAGUCGACAUUCCGAAACCUCGAUCGCACCAUCGAAAGCCAACCUAUGCCGGAGGAGUUUAAGGAUACCAAAGGCCUUAUUUACUGUAACGAUUGCGGCUCAAAGUCAGUUGUCAAAUAUCAUUGGCUCGGCUUAAGAUGUGAUUUAUGUGAGUCGUACAAUACGGCUCAACUUCGCAUUUUGCACGGGGAUAUCUCUACUCAACCCGAGGAAGACUCCGGGCAAAACCUUCCUCGACCUCGAUCGUCUUCACUUAUUGAAAACGAUGACUCGAUGUCGUCUGCCAUGUCCGCAUUAAAUGUCAAUAACGCAUCUCGUUCACGGCUCAGUGUCACUAUGUCUCCCGAACCCGUCAGGCGCUUUUCAUCCUACAACAUAACACGAGGGCGUGCUGUCUCACCAGUCGUCAGCAACUACUUUGGACUGCCGACUGAGCGUGAAUCGGAGAAACCUUCAUCUAUGCCCUUCUUUGGGGGCCCAUCUCGUGGCGAGAAUGAAGACUACGGCGCAUUGAAUUUCUUGAGCAAAAAGCUUACGUACCGAUAUGGACUGUUUGGCGGCGAAGCUAAAUCAACCGAGAACCCAUCGGAAGCUGGAAACGAAGAUGAUGAUGAAGAGUCUUCCGACUCAGCUGAAUCGGAUGGCUCUCAUGCUCAUGAUGAUGACGAUGAUGACGAUGACGAAGAGGAAGAGGAAGACCAAGACCAAGAUCACAUCCAGAUUUUUGGGCAUCAAUGA